UGUUCGCCGACAGUAGGGGUGGGCCCACCAAGAAACCUAGACUAAAAAUAAUUCCGAAUUUAAUCACGAUUUUUAAAAUAAGCUAGUCGCGAACGUCAACCGAAAACAAAAGGGAAACGAGUCUGAUUUCUGAAGAACGACCAGGCCGCAAGCGACUUUUGUUUUCAAUUCCUUUUCGCCGACAGUGACAACCGUUCGCGUUAACAGGUGGAGGAGUGGGGUGGGGAAAAGAGGGAAACAACAGCUCCUCACCUCUCGCCAUUAUUGAUAACAAUGCCACCGUUCUGCGAAUGAUUCCGGUUGAGCGCCAUCUUUUUCCCAAAGUCUUCGCCGAGGAUGAGCGAGGGAAGGCUGUAGGACGCCGUGACGUCGCACGUUAUGUGUGCACGUUCGGAGGCGGGGCCGUUUCCAUAGUGACCCAUGACUUUCAAUGGGGCGUGUGUGACUCUCAAUUAGCACAGCAAGUCACGUGCUUCGGGAGUCUCGUGGUUGUCACCUGAUCGCACAUGGCUGUUUUCCCCCUCCUCCCCCAGACUUGAAGAAAUGGGAGCAGGGAGGCCAAAGAGGCUACUUUACCAUUCAAUAAAAUCACGUCUGAUUUGACUGUGGCUUUGGUGCCACUAUCCUGUCUGUCCCACAUGGGUAUUAAUAACCAAAAAUCUAUCUCAACUCUGCCUUCAGUAUAAUCAAUAAUCCAGCCUCCACAGCUCUCUGCAGAAUUAAAUGUGAAAGACUUGAUUAGAAAUUCGUCCUCAUCUUUCACAUCUUUACUUGGGUUGCCACAAUGUACUUUGAUCACCCUUCUCCAUCUCCUGCUACCUCUUCCAAUACUGCUGCAUUCAAGUCGCUCGCUGACACAUCCUCCUAUUCUGUCUCCACCACUGGCCUAUGAACCAAGCUCAUGGCCUACAUAGCGCAAUGUUACCUGCCCUUCCGUAUGUGUUGGAGUCGUGGCCAAGAUGACACCUCAAAUCACUAGAGAAAUAUCACCAGUGAUUCCUCUGUUUAAUUGCUGCAAAUCCAAUGGCAGGAUCGGCACUCCCAUUUCAGUGUCCUAAGUCAGACUAACAUCCCCAGUGUCAAGGCACUGGUUACUGUAAAUCAGCUGCAUGGAGCAGGUCAUAUCAUCUCCAUGCCUGACACAAGACUUCCAAACAAACUGUCCACUGUGAGCUUUGUCACAGCAUGUGGUUACUAGGAGGACAAAGGAAAUGUUUCAAGGAAGUCCUCAAAGCCAGUCUGAAAACAUGUUGUAACCCCACCGAUUCACUGGUAUCUCUUGUCCAAGACUGGCUUAACUGGAGAAGAGUCCAUGAAGGUGCAAAUCAACUCAUGAAUCUGCAACAGACCCGGCUGGAGAUCAAACACGAUCAGCGAAGAUGAUCUCAGACCUGCUGAGUUUCUCUAGCUUUUAUUUUGAUUUUAUUGUGGAGGAAAUCAGAGUCAUUUUACAGGUUGGAAGAACAUUUGGGACCAAAGACAGAUAUGUGGAAAGAAACAAAGUGAACAAAUGAUGCAAAAGAUAUUGCCCAAGAAAGAGGAACGACAAAGAUGGAAGAGUGAACAUGGGUGAACAGCAAUCACUGUGGAGCAGAAAAUGUACUUAGUGACAAGAAAAGAAGAAGAUUCUUCGGUGUGGCUGGCAGACAACGAAGAUAUUUGGAUUUGCAAACUGAGAAGAAAUAUUUGGGAUUUCCCUCCGGCGCGAUAAACACCCCCAUGGCGUGAAUCAUGAAAAGAAAUGAAAAGUUGUAAAUCGCAAUUUCGCGUUGGAAAAUCUGCGGGCGGUUGACUGAAGGCGCUCGAAGAAAGAAAAAGAAAGUUUCGAAAAAAUCCUGACAACUUUCGAUUGCAAGGUUUCAGUGUCAGCUUCCCUCCUGGCGAUAGAAUUGGUUUCGGUGCGGAGUCGAGGACUUCCUGGGUGUCAAACUCGAUGAUAUUGGCUCCCUGGGCUCAAGGAUAUCAGGAGGUAGAAUAGAGGAGAGAAAAAAAAAUCAUUUGGAAUCUCUGCUCUCUGUUUUCUCUCAAUACCUUUCGCCACUACAGACGUGGCGGACUUUACACCUCCAGAUGGAUCCAGGACGCAAGCCAGCUUUCAGGGGAGCCAGACUGGUACCUGGACUGUUUGAGUGUGGAUUGCUUUUGUGUUGGGGAACAGUUUCCUUGUCUACCCUCACGGUCUCAGGAAUUGUUGGGGAAAGUGCUCUUCUGUCCUGUGUGGAUAGCUCUAUAAACAUUCAUGCUAUUGAUGAGAUACGUGUGUACUGGCAGAUGGCUGACCAAUUAGUCCAUGCCUUCUACACAGGCAAAGAACAAAAUAACCAGGACUACAGCAAUAGAACCAAACUUUUUACAAAAGAAUUCAAACAAGGCAACUUCUCCCUUCUCCUGUCUGACCUCCGAGUGAGUGAUGAAGCUGAAUACACCUGCGUAGUUCAGAUGAAACAGCAGACAGGGUACGACGUGGUUCUAUCUGUAUCAGUCAGUUUGCAAAUAGCAGCUGACUAUACAGAGCCGGUGUUGACUGCAAAAUCCGAGCAGGAUCAUGGGGCGUUUGUGAAGCUAAAUUGUUCCUCAUGGGGUGGGUAUCCAGAACCACUUGUAUACUGGACUAAUGACAUCACAAAUACCCUUCCUGAAAACAGUACAGUCAAGAAUGGCAUUAAUUGUUCUCGUGAAGGACUGUACAGCAUUACCUCCAUCCUCUGGAUCCAAGCUACAUCACACUUGACAUAUACCUGCUCUAUAUACAAUCCCAAGCUCCAGAAGAAUAAAACUGCAACGUUACAUUGGAAUGUUUCUGAAGGAGACUGUGAAAAGAUCAGUGUCAGUGACACACAUCACAGAUGGAUUACACCAGUGGUUUUAGUCACAUUACUCUUUGUGGUUUUACUGGCAAUUUACAUUUUGCUGAAAUAUUUUCCCAAGUCGUCACUGAAGGGACAUGGUUUGGCUGCAGGAGAAUGUGAGCUAGCUUCCCUAAAUGUUGUCAAUCCUAUAUUAGCAAAGAAGCCAUAUUUGGAUGGCCAAGAUAGUAUCGAAAUUGAACUGUUUACCAAAGAAUUAGAAGACCAUAAAGGAGAGAGACUGAAACGUGAAUUACCCUGUUGGCAAUAAAUGUAACUGCUAUAAUAUGUUCUUUUUACGUCUUUGGAUUAUUUUGUAUAUGUUUCAUUUGAUUGCUUAUAGUGAUCAUAUUGUCAAUAGUGACUCAGAAAUGGUGAUAAAUGCUCUGAAGUCCAUGCCUGUGAAUGAUACUUUGCUAUCAAUUGUGCAACACUUUAUUUUCCUUCUUCGCCACUUUGAAUCUGAAAUUUUGGGCAGGCUGCACAAGUACCAGAUUGAAGUAUUUUACAAUCAGUAAGAGGCUUGGAACUACAGGGCAUAAAGAUGGAGGGAGUCCACAUACAGAAAUUGCUAAACAUGAGCUGACAAUUAUGAUCAUAAAUUAAAAAGGUGUUGAAAUGAGCCUUCAGCUGAAGAGGGCUCGAAUACAGAUGGAUCGAUGUUAUGUUGCUGACAUAGUUAGACUCCAUUUUUUUCCUUUAUUCUUUGUUAGGAUGUGAGCAUCGCUGACAAGUACAGCAUUUGCUGCUGUCCCCAGUUGCACUAGAAAUGAGUGGUUUGCUGGGUCAUUUCAGUGGGCAAUUAAAAGUCAACCACGUUACUGUGGAUCUGGAGUCACAUGUAGGUCUCCAUUCUUAGAUGGAAUGGCAAAUUCUCCUCCCUAAAGGUGAACUAAUGGAUUUUUAAAACAAUUGAUGAUGCCGUGAUUAGUACACUACUCUAAUCUCAGUAAUGGGAACCAUUAAAUGUGUUCGUUUUGGGCACUGUGCUCAGGAAACCUAUAUUGGCUUUGAAGGGCUGCAAUGGUAUUUACCAGGAUGACACUAGGGAGAAUAGGGUUAAGCAUUGAAAACAGACUGCCCAGAUUAAGCAUGUACUUCUUUGAUCAAACUGUGAUGAUCAGAUGAUGAAGGAAAUUAACAGGAUAGAAAGAAAGGUAAUUUCCUCUGGGGAGGGAUGGGGGUUGGGGGGUGGAGUCUAGGACACAGGCUCUUACUCUUAAAAACUAGACCUAGACUGUUACAGCUAAUCUGGGGAAAUACUUCUUCAUACAAAAAUAUAGUGGAAAUCUAGAACUCUCCCCCUGCAAUAAGCUAUUGAGGCUGGAAAGCUGCUUGAAAAAUUUCAGUAUGAAGAUGUGUUGUCUGAAAUAUUAAUUGAGAAUAUAAUUGACUGAACACAUAUCUAUAUCUUGGAUUUUUUUGUAAAGAACCCUUUGCAGGGCAAAGGAGGGAAAAUAGUGUAUUCGGAAAGGACACAAGCUCCUUGAUUGGAAUGUUUGAGUCUAAUAAUUUCAGAGAAAGUUUACGCAAUUGAGUUCAUUCAUGAAAUAAAUCUAUUGAAUUUGAACACAGACAAUUAGAGGGAUAUCUUGUCUGGAGCAACAGCCGUUGCUAUCUCUGUCUUUUUCACAAUCUCAGAAACCUCUCGCUACAAAGUUUGUGAGCUGAAAAACCAAAUGGAAGGCCUUAUCGCUACAAGUGGAGAGUUUCUCAAGAGAAAGGUCUUCAAUGCCACAAUACAAGUGUUCUUAAAGGAGAACCUGGUGUGGGGACGGAAUGACUAAAUGAAUUACUCGACACCUAAAGAGGUUAUUGUUUUACACUGGAGGGGAGAGUGCCUCUGGCAGUGCAGGGUCUUCUCCACUGAACAAAGGGAAACUUACACUUUUUAUAUUUUUAUUUUUAGCCUGCCUUUGGCUGUUACAAACCAAUCAUAUUAUUAAUUGAUAUAUACAUAUCCAAUCAGGUUAAUCAUGUAACUGUGGGAUUAGUCCAAGAUAGCUUUGGGUCAUCUCAUGAUGUUUACCAGACCUUCUUAUCAUUUAUCCAUGGGCCUUCACAAUACAUCUUACUCAACCACAUUCCAGGUGUUAGCUCCUGGGUCAGUGAUUCAGUACUCCCCUGCUAAUUGCAAAAUCUUCUCCUGUCUGCCUUAGGCUGAAUGUCCAUGGGAAUGCAGUUAAAUCCUUUAAUGCCUGUAUACUUAAAACUCCAUUUUUUAUAUAACCUGUGGCUACGAUUACUUAGGGGAUCUUAACUGAUGUGGGUCAGACCCUACCCUUCUAUUCCAUGAUCAGUACCAUACUUUUGUCCAGCCUGGUAUGGAGGCUUCUAUCAGUAUUCUUCAAGCAUGUUCGUUAUCAAACUGUCUGUAUACAAGCAGCAGUUACAUUUUUAAUUCUUAUUCAACAGGACUCCUUCGUGUGCAUUUCACAAGGCCCUUUGUUUACUAUCUUAAACUUGCUACAUUCGAUGUACUCCUUCUAUGAAGGCUACGAUUGCUCUAGCUUAUAGUUUAACUUUGAACAGACUAUGGAAGCUGAUAUCUCAGCUAAAAGCUGUCAACUCACCCACUUCCAAUUAUUUUAUGCUGAUUCAGCCAUGGGCAGCCCUAACACCUGAAAUCUACCACUGCUGUCUCCAGAUAAAAAAAUUCAGCCAUACCCAAUCCUGGAAGAAAUCUCACUGCCAACAGCUUAUGGGCAAAGUGACUUCACCUACAGCCAAUAAUUGGACAAUCUGUGUCGUUUUGUGAAUGUAACUGGAUUUGACCAAAUUAAUUUUAAGAUAAUAUGCAGCAGACAUUUUAGAUUUUUUUAAUCUCAGACUUGGAGGUUGUGUGCUAGAUUUUAAGGAUAUUUGUACAUGUUUUUGCAGAUGAAAUCUUUUUGUGUUUGUAUCUUUCCUUGAUUAGGUUUUGAUUUCAAUAACCCAAUCCUGUAUUUGUUUUUGAAGGAACCUGGUUGAUUUGUUUCUGACUCAGAAUUGUUUACAUACUGUUUUAAAUAUAAUUGGCCAUAUUACCUUUCUUCUUAAACCUUGCUGUGACCAGCAUAGGAGUAGGUUAAGGACAGGGAUUGGUUCAUCCAUCCUAUCUCAUUUGUAGCAAUUUCAAAAUUGUGACUGAUAGAUUGGGUAAGUUUAAGGGUUACAGGACCAAGGCAGUUAAAUAGAGUAUGAAACAAAUCAGCCAUAAUCUCAUCAAAUAGUUAAAUGGGGUUGAGCAACAGAGUGACCAACAACACAUUGUGUCUAUAUAAUGGCUUUUGAUGUAAUAAAAUGUCCCUUAAAGCUUUGUCAUGGUGAUGGGUUUUAAGAAGUAUCUAAAAUGAGGAUGGAGUUCGGAGCAGCAAUGAUGCAUAGGGAAGGGAUUUCAGAGUUAACUGUAGGCACAACUAUCAAUAAUGGAG
Rhincodon typus (whale shark) is the source of this 6259-nucleotide messenger RNA. RefSeq names its product CD276 antigen-like. Gene Ontology annotation, biological process: positive regulation of T cell proliferation; negative regulation of T cell proliferation; cellular response to lipopolysaccharide. The record is from RefSeq and is a predicted model, not a curated record. Lineage: Eukaryota; Metazoa; Chordata; Chondrichthyes; Orectolobiformes; Rhincodontidae. The transcript has 9 exons. Gene Ontology annotation, cellular component: external side of plasma membrane. The coding region runs from base 2071 to 3117 and encodes 348 amino acids.